Messenger RNA from Saitoella complicata NRRL Y-17804, 1724 nucleotides. RefSeq lists its product as uncharacterized. NCBI's taxonomy places the organism in Eukaryota, Fungi, Ascomycota, Saitoellomycetes, Saitoellales, Saitoellaceae. The record is from RefSeq and is a predicted model, not a curated record. The coding region runs from base 120 to 1646 and encodes 508 amino acids. The transcript has a single exon.
CUCGCAAUCACGUCUUCAGAAAUCUCAUCAAGGGUCGCGUCUCCCUCCACGCGCUCAACGGACGUCACGUACAACUUUCGGGGACUUCAAACCAAUUUGUUUGUUAUCCCGAUACCGCAAUGGCAGAAACAACCUCAGCAACCCCCCUCUCCCAAACACCGGACCGCCGCGCCUCCCUCACGUCCCAUGCCUCCUCCCUCUCCCCACCCCCCGAAGACCUCGAUCUCACCGAACCCUCCCUCCUCCACGACCACGCUCCCACAAUCGCCGCACUCAUCGCUUUCCGAAUCAGAUUCGCAGAGUUAGAGUUGAUGCACGGCGCCACAGACAUGGGUCCACAAGAUCUGGAGAGAGGGUUGAUGGUCGCGGAGGGCGAGGCUGGCUAUGUCGCUGUUUUCGACUUCUUUUUACGCUUGGCUGCGCUUGUCUUGAAUCGCAAGAUCCUGAUUGAGCCGGGGAAGCAUAAGAGGGCUUUGUGUGAUUUGAUUCAGUUGUUGGUGCGGGAACGGUAUAUCAUGCCCGGACUCCCCAAUGUUUCAACAACGAGGGAUCACGAGACGAGUUGGGGCGAUUGGCCACUCGAGAGUCGGGUGGAGAUUAUCAAGGGGUGUAUGGACGCCGCACUCCAAAUCUCAAAAGAUGUCCGUGCGGCAAUCGAACUCGAGCUCAAAUCAGGCGGACCCCGGAACUCGAUCCGUACCACACAAAAAGCUCCGAAAGAGAAAGAGGAUUUCGGUGAUGGGGGGGUACGCGAUCUGGGGAAGGACACGAGUAAGACGAGGUAUUGGCUCGUUGCGGGAACGACGCCAUACACUCCUUUCCGGAUCUACCUCGAACACCCAACAUCCUCCACAACAUCUUCCUGGACCCCCGGCGCCUCAUCCCUCUCCACCCUCCGUACCCUCAUCUCCACCGUCAACUCCGGCUCUCUACGCGCGAACUUCCUUUCCGGCACUUCCACCCUCGUGAGGAAUCUGGAGGCAGUGGUGGGCGUAUAUGAAAAAGUCGAAGAGGAACGGGAGGCGAGGAGAGCUAGAGACCAGAAACGCACGGAGAAGGUCGAGAGACAGAGGAAGAUGUUGGAGAAUUUCAUGGGUGGGGGUGGGAGCGCAUACUCCACCCGUACACGCGGUCGACGGAUCAAUUAUGCCGAGUUGGAUAAAGACUCCGAUGACGAAAAAGAUGACAAAACACAUAAAGAACCCGAGGCCGAGGCCGAGGCCGAGACCGAGACCGAGGCCGAGGGAGGAGCGAAGGUGGAGGGACCGGUUGUGGACGAAAUCAAACCACCCAGCAGAGCCGAACGCGCGGCGGCGAGGAUGGGAAUCAGCGUGGAGGAGUACGAGGCACUACAAGCGCAGAAGAGGGAUGAUCCCGAGGCGAUUUUGUAUGAGAAGGAGAAGACGCCUGGUGUGAACGGGGCUGAAGGCGAGGGUCAAUGUCGAGAUGAGGCGAAGGUGGAGGAGAGAACGGAUGUUUUGAUGCCACGGGAUGCGGAUGCGGAAGAGGGGGAGGUGGAGGUGGAUGUCACGGGGGAUGAUGUGAUCAUGGGUGAAGGAAUGUCAACGGGAGAGCAGAAAGCACAAGAGGAAACACCGGCCGUUGUUGCUCCUCCUGCAGCGGCGGUCGACGUUACUACCGCUUAACGGGUGAUGUAGGGUGAAGGAAGCGUACUACCGUGGAAUGGGGUUUGUCGUGCUAUAGAGGGGUGUCGAACGGCGAUG